Daktulosphaira vitifoliae (grape phylloxera) is the source of this 1385-nucleotide messenger RNA. RefSeq names its product E3 ubiquitin-protein ligase RMND5A-like. Bases 1 to 1101 code for a protein of 366 amino acids. The transcript has a single exon. Gene Ontology annotation, biological process: proteasome-mediated ubiquitin-dependent protein catabolic process. Gene Ontology annotation, molecular function: ubiquitin protein ligase activity; protein binding. The record is from RefSeq and is a predicted model, not a curated record. Gene Ontology annotation, cellular component: cytoplasm; GID complex; nucleus. NCBI's taxonomy places the organism in Eukaryota, Metazoa, Arthropoda, Insecta, Hemiptera, Phylloxeridae.
AUGGAUGCUUGUCAAAAUGUGGAAGCUGAUGUUGAAAAAAUAUUAGCUAAAUACAACAAAUAUGGUCAAAAAUGGCAAUUUCAAUUACAUAGAUUCAUAUCUACAUUGGAAAGAUAUAAAAAAGAAUUCGAGAGUCAAGGUUCUGGAAUAGAUCAUUGUGAGUUAUCUUCAACAAUUUUACAAAUAAAACUUUCCAUUAAAGAAAUCACUAAUGAACAUAGAAGAUGGCAUAGUGAUGUUUCAAGAGUUGGAAAAAGUAUUGACAAAAAUUUUAUUAGUGAUUAUACUGAAGCUAGUAAUAAGAAAGUAUUUAAAACUGAUCAUGAAAAAGAGAUAUUAAACAAAAUUAUAUGUUUACAUUUGUACAAAGAUUCAAAGUGGGAAGUUGCUGAAGAAUUUUUAAAAGAAGUGGGCUUAACAAUUGAUGAUGGACAAAAACAACAUUAUUUACAUUUAAAUCAUAUUGUUGAUUGCUUAAAACGUAAAAAUACUCAACCAGCUUUUGAAUGGGUUCGACAAAAUAAGAUUCAUUUAGAUGCCAAAAAAUCAGAUUUAGAGUUUAAACUUCAUCAAAUUGUUUUUCUAGAUAUUUUAAGUGAAGGAAAUCACUAUGAAGCUGUUGUUUAUGCUCGUGCAAAUUUCAACAAUUUUUUAGAUAAACAAAAAGAGAUACAGUCUACUAUGGGAAUGUUGUUGUACCUUCCAAACAUUGAACAAAUACGUGAUGAUGUAAUUGAUCUAUUUUUAAAAGAAUCAUGUUUAAGUGAUGAUGACUUACUAAGUAUUAGUGUAAAUGUUGGUUGUUCAGCUUUACCUACUCUAUUGGAUAUUAAACAAGCCAUUUGUCGAGAUGUUGGUGGAGUUUGGAAUGAAAAUGAUGAACUUCCUAUCAAAAUUGAUACUGGUUUUGCUUAUCAUUCUGUAUUUGCAUGUCCUAUUUUAAGAACUAGAAGUAGUUCAUCUAAUCCUCCAAUGAUGUUAGUUUGUGGUCAUGUAAUUUCUAAAGAUGCUCUCCAUAAGUUGGAGAGAUCUGGUCGAUUAAAAUGUCCAUAUUGUCCUAAAGAGCAACUUCCAUCUGAAGCUAGGGUUAUACAUUUUUAAAAUGUAUAUAAUAAUAUUGUUUUUAGUGUAAAUAUCAAUUUUGUUUAUUCAAUUCAAUGUUUCAUAAGAAAUUUAUCUUUUGUAAAUAAUAUGAAGGUAUAUUCAAUUUUUAAAGUUUUAAUUCAUAUUGUAAACUAAUUAUCUAGUAAAAUAAAUACAAUUAAUACUUAAAAAAAUAUUCAGGAGUAAAAUGUACUUUUAUUUUAGUGGUAAGUUAUAAAAAAUGAUAUCUGUGUCAAUGAAUGUAAUAUAGUAUACAAAUUAUACAUUUUUUCAGCAUUUAA